Gekko japonicus is the source of this 2145-nucleotide messenger RNA. Its product is annotated as vomeronasal type-2 receptor 26-like. Gene Ontology annotation, molecular function: G protein-coupled receptor activity. NCBI's taxonomy places the organism in Eukaryota, Metazoa, Chordata, Lepidosauria, Squamata, Gekkonidae. The transcript is spliced from 6 exons. The record is from RefSeq and is a predicted model, not a curated record. Bases 1 to 2145 code for a protein of 714 amino acids. Gene Ontology annotation, biological process: G protein-coupled receptor signaling pathway. Gene Ontology annotation, cellular component: membrane.
AUGGAGGAGCAGUGGUUCAUGAGGAAGAUGCUGCUGCUGCUGCUGCUGCUGCUUUUACUGUUGUGCAAUGCCGUAUGCAAGAAGCAUUCUGUUCAAUGUACCACAGCUGUUGAUCUUCUUCCUAUUCCUCAUGCAUUUUAUCAGCCUGGUGACCUGAUUGUGGGUGAGAUUGUUUCUCAAGUUUUCUAUGCAUACGAAACUCCGUCUUACGAAGAACAGCCAGCACAGUUGUUUAUUUCUGAACCUGUAUCGGUGCCAAAGAACUACCAGCACAACUUGGCCUUGGCUUUUGCUGUAAAAGAGAUCAACGAGAAUCCCAGCAUUUUACCAAACAACAGCUUGGGCUUCCACAUCCUCAACAGCUACUUCAAUGCAAGGAUGACCUCUAAAGCUACCUUGAGUUUGCUUUCUUCACACAACAAAUUUGUCCCCAAUUUCAAGUGUGAUACAUGGUCCAAUCUCGUUGCAGUCAUUGGAGGACUGAGUUCAGAAACCUCUGCCCAUAUUGCCAACACAGUCACCAUUUACAAGAUGCCACAGCUCACUUAUGGAUCAUUUUACCCAGUGCAGGAUAACAAAUGGCUGCUUGCUUCCAUGUAUCAGAUGGUCCCCAAUGAAGCCACUCAAUAUAUGGGCAUUAUCCGGCUAUUUCACCACUUCAGAUGGACAUGGACCGUGUUGUUUGCAGCUGAUGAUGACAAGGGGGAAAGGUUCAUGCAAAUCAUGGUGCCAAUGCUUUCUGAGAAUGGCAUCUGUUUUAAUUUCACAGUACGAUUACCACAACAGACUUAUUUUGAUGAUAUGCUGGAUGUGAUUUUAAGGCAGCACAAGAACUUUAAUGUUUAUGCUCAAAGCAAAGCCAAUCUGCAUCAUUUUCUAAGGAGCAUCAUGUUCAAUAAUAGUGCUGGAGAGACUGUGUGUUUUGAUGAAAAUGGAGAACUGAAAGUUGGGUUUGAUGUUACAAACUGGGUAACAUUCCCAAAUGGAUCUUUUGCAAGAGUACAGGUGGGAAAUUUGGAUCCUCAGGCUCCUCAAGGCAAUGAGCUGACCCUCAAUGAGGAUCUAAUAACAUGGCACAGAACCUUUAACCAGGUGGUGCCCCUUUCCUUCUGCAAUGAACAUUGUCAUCCUGGCUACAGCAGGAAAAAGAAGGAAGGACAGGCCUUUUGCUGCUAUGAUUGUAUUCCAUGUCCAGAAGGAACGAUUUCUCAGGAUGAGGGUAGGGCACACAAUGUAUGGAGAUAUGCAGAUGCCUGUAUCAAAUGUCCACAAGAUCAGUAUGCCAACAACAACCAAAAUCAAUGCAUUCCCAAGGUCCUCAGUUUCCUCUCUUACAAAGAACUAUUAGGAAUCACCUUAACUAUGAUGGCUGUUACCUUGGCUGGGAUCACAGCUUUGGUGCUUGGAAUUUUCAUAAAGCACCAGGAGACUCCCAUCGUCAAAGCCAACAACCGGAACCUCACCUACAUUCUCCUCAUCUCCCUUUUUUCCUGCUUCCCCUGCAUGUUGCUCUUCAUUGGAAAACCUUUACAAGUGACCUGCCUUCUCCGACAAACAACUUUUGGUAUUGUCUUCUCCAUUGUCCUUUCCAGUGUGUUGGCCAAAACCAUCAUUGUAGUUUUAGCCUUCAUGGCUACCAAACCAGGAUCUACACUAAGGAAAUGGAAUGGGAAAAGAAUGGCAAGUUCUGUUGUCCUUUUCUGCUCCUUUAGUCAAGCAGGCAUUUGUUUUCUUUGGCUAUGUACUUCCCCUCCAUUCCCUGAUACGGACAUGCAUUCAGUUACGGGGGAAAUCAUACUGCAAUGUAAUGAAGGCUCAGCUGCCAUGUUUUACUGUGUCUUGGGUUAUUUGGGCUUCCUGGCCAUUGUCAGCUUCAUAGUGGCUUUUCUUGCCAGGAAGUUACCUGACAGUUUCAAUGAAGCCAAAUUUAUCACCUUCAGCAUGUUGGUCUUUUGCAGUGUUUGGUUGUCCUUUGUUCCAACGUACUUGAGCACCAAAGGGAAAUCAAUGGCAGCUGUGGAGAUCUUUUCUAUCUUGGCCUCUAGUGCUGGCUUACUGGGUUGUAUCUUUUUCCCUAAAUGCUACAUCAUCAUUCUGAGGCCUGAGUUAAACAACAGGGAUCAAUUAAUAAGGAGAAAGAAGUGA